Protopolystoma xenopodis is the source of this 285-nucleotide messenger RNA. Lineage: Eukaryota; Metazoa; Platyhelminthes; Monogenea; Polystomatidea; Polystomatidae. The record is from the annotation of a GenBank genome assembly.
CUGCCACAGCCAUCUUCUACAGGCCCCUCACUUCUUAACCGCCCUCCUAAUCCUCUCGGAGCCUCUACAUGUUCAACACGCAGUGACGGAGGUGGGCUUUGCCAAGUUAGUUGCAAAGGUGCUAGCAGCUCCCCUCACCUCCGGUCAACUGUUUCAGGCCAUGUCGAGACUGGAGAACUAGGGCUUCUGGCCAGGCUUCGUGCACUAAACGCCAGUUCUGAAGUGAUCAGCCAGCUGGGGCAACCAAUGCACACUUCUAUCGGCGGUCAAGCUUCAGCUCCGUAA